AUGAUUGGAGUGAGAUCGGCGGAGCUGCGCGGCGGCGAGCAGUGCGCGGCACUGCCAUUGUGCAAGGCCGUGCCGCUGGGCGCAGCGACGCGCGCGGCACACGAAAAGUUGUUCGCGUUCGACAAGGGCACUACGACGCUUGCGUUCAAGUACCGCGGCGGCGUGAUGGUGGCGUGCGACUCGCGAGCGAGCCAAGGCACGUUCGUCGCCUCGCAGACGGUGCGCAAGAUUAUCGAGAUCAACGAGUACCUGCUGGGCACGAUGGCGGGCUGCGCAGCGGACUGCAGCUUUUGGGAGCGGCACGUGGCGCGGCUGUGCCGGCAGCACGAACUGCAGCACAAGCAGCGCGUGCGCGUGAGCAUGGCGGCGAAGUGGCUGGCCGACUGCUUCUUCCACUACCGCGGCUACGGACUGAGCUGCGGGACGAUGAUCGCGGGCUACGAUUUCGAGGAGGCAGACAGCAAGCUGUUCUACGUGGACGACUCGGGCUGGAAAUGCGAGCGGCAGGUCGCGAGCGUGGGAAGCGGACAGGGCUACGCGUACAGCGUGCUGGACAACGGCUACCGCUUCGAUCUAAGCGACGCGGAAGCGCUGCAGCUGGCGAAGCGCGCGAUCUUCCAGGCGACCGUACGCGACGGCGCGAGCGGCGGCGUGGUGCGUGUGUACCGCGUGGCGCAGGGCGGCUGGCAGAAGCUGGUGGAGGCCGCGGACGUCGCUGUGCUGCAGCGCGAGUUUGGCGUGAGCGGCUAG
Messenger RNA from Dermatophagoides pteronyssinus (European house dust mite), 750 nucleotides. Its product is annotated as proteasome subunit beta type-5-like. Lineage: Eukaryota; Metazoa; Arthropoda; Arachnida; Sarcoptiformes; Pyroglyphidae. The record is from RefSeq and is a predicted model, not a curated record.